This is a messenger RNA of Cyprinodon tularosa, 1034 nucleotides long. It is a transcript of the gene prdx1, whose product is annotated as peroxiredoxin 1. Gene Ontology annotation, molecular function: thioredoxin peroxidase activity. Bases 130 to 726 code for a protein of 198 amino acids. The record is from RefSeq and is a predicted model, not a curated record. Gene Ontology annotation, biological process: cellular response to stress; response to oxidative stress; hydrogen peroxide catabolic process. NCBI's taxonomy places the organism in Eukaryota, Metazoa, Chordata, Actinopteri, Cyprinodontiformes, Cyprinodontidae. Gene Ontology annotation, cellular component: cytosol. The transcript is spliced from 6 exons.
UUCGUUCACGGUGUGACAGAGUUAUCGCGAGAUCUUGGAGGUGGUAUAAAAUCUCCAGUCGCAUCAGCGAGCCAGUCUGUCGCCCCAUUCUCGGUAGGGUGGUGUUUCUAAGCUGAAGUCUAGUUGAAGAUGGCUGCAGGCAAAGCAAAAAUUGGAAGUCUGGCUCCGGACUUCACGGCUAAAGCAGUGAUGCCAGAUGGCCAGUUCAUGGACCUGAAGCUGUCUGAUUACAGAGGGAAGUACGUGGUUUUUUUCUUCUAUCCGCUUGACUUCACAUUCGUAUGUCCAACUGAGAUCAUCGCUUUCAGUGAUGCUGCUGAUGAAUUCAAGAAGAUUGGCUGUGAAGUUAUUGCUGCUUCUGUAGACUCUCACUUCUCUCACUUUGCAUGGACCAACACGCCUCGUAAACAGGGAGGUCUGGGUGCCAUGAAGAUCCCACUUGUGUCUGACACGAGACGCACCAUCUCAACAGACUACGGCGUCCUGAAGGAGGACGAAGGCAUUGCCUACAGGGGUCUGUUCAUUAUUGACGACAAGGGUAUCCUGCGACAAAUCACCAUCAACGAUCUGCCAGUUGGUCGCUCUGUUGAAGAGACCUUACGUUUGGUUCAAGCAUUUCAGUUCACUGACAAACAUGGAGAAGUCUGUCCAGCUGGCUGGAAACCAGGAAGUGACACAAUCAAGCCAGAUGUCCAGAAAAGCAAAGAUUUCUUCUCCAAGCAAUAAUAAAAGAAAGACAGCAGUCUGCCGCCUGCUCUAGCAGAUUUCAUUUCGAUAUGACAUUUCCAAUAAUGUUUGAGUCUGCGCCUUGUCGUCAUCAUACACUGUAUUAUACUUCUGUGUAAAUGGUGCCUUGCGACCAAAGUACAGUAAUUAUACUGUGGUAGCUGUUUUCAUCUGUGGUUGUUAUUUGACAUGUUAUUGUCUGUGGGUCCAGUUUGUUGAUGUUUUAUUACAUCAAUAACAGUUAACUUGUUAGCAUUUACACUGUUGCAAAGGCAGACCACAUGUUCUAAAAAUGUUUUUUUUUUUUU